Clarias gariepinus (North African catfish) is the source of this 2673-nucleotide messenger RNA. It is a transcript of the gene znf408, whose product is annotated as zinc finger protein 408. NCBI's taxonomy places the organism in Eukaryota, Metazoa, Chordata, Actinopteri, Siluriformes, Clariidae. Gene Ontology annotation, biological process: negative regulation of transcription by RNA polymerase II. Gene Ontology annotation, molecular function: protein binding; DNA-binding transcription repressor activity, RNA polymerase II-specific. The coding region runs from base 94 to 2319 and encodes 741 amino acids. The record is from RefSeq and is a predicted model, not a curated record. The transcript is spliced from 5 exons.
GAUUGUUGGUUGGAGCGCUAUGAUUUUCUCGGAGUUUCGGUGGAUGGAAGAAAAACACUCGAGUGGCCAACGCGAAAAGGAAAAUUAUCCCUAAUGGCUGCUUCCACUCAAAAUGGCGGCAUGCUGGAGUGUGUGAAAGAGUCUUUCCUAUGUGUGCUGAAGUUAGUGCCCCGUGGACUGACUUUAGGGCCUUCAUUAGCUAAAAAUGGGCAAAUGGGGUUAUGGUGUGUCGGAUGGCCCUUAAAGAGUGGAACACUUUUGGGGCUGGAGGAACCAGAUAAGGUACCAGAAAAUGAUGAGACAGGUAAAGUGAGCAGAUGCAUCAAAGGAGCUGAAGAAGAAAUUUCAGACAGAACGUACUGGAUGAGGUUUGCUUGCAGUGCUCUGAGUGAAGAUCAGAGGAACAUCAUUGUGGAUGAGGUGGAUGGAAAACCCUGUUUCAGGACCUGUAAGGACAUCAGUCAGGGAACAGAGCUCCUGGUUUGGCCAGAAGUUCAGAGAAUUCUGAAUGAACAUAUGAAGAAUAAGGCAGUGGCUGCAACAGAAGAACUCAGCAAACAGGAAACACCACAGAGGGAAAAAGAGGAUGAGUCACGGAAGCCUGGUUAUGGAAAGCAGGGCUCUGAGGAGGAAGCAAAACAGCCGGAGGAUAAACAUCCAGUCAACAACUCAGAAUUGAACAUACUAGAAAGCAGAGAUGGUCAUGCAAACCAUGUGAUGAAUACCUGUGCUACUGAGACACUGGAAAGCCUAACUGGAGCCGCAGCACUGGAGCUAGCGGGACCACCUGAGCAGCUAGGAUCGGCUGUGAGAGCCAGCUGUCGUCUUGCAACGAAACCCCGCAUAGUGCACUCACUAAGCAGCCGUUCCAUCAAGCAAUCACAAGGGCAAAGACGAAGAAAUGCUCAUUAUUUUACGAAAAACUCUCAGACUAAACAGACUGCGAACGAAAAUGAAGGAGAAACCCAAGAGAUCUCGGCCCAUAAGCAGAACGUAAGAGCGGAUAAUAAGCCUGAGGAAGGAUUCACGAAAGAGCAUUCUCAAGACAUUAAGAAUCUGCGAGAGCGUAAGUACAAGUGUGAUGAGUGCGAAAAGGGUUUCUUCCAGCUCUGUCACUUAAAGAAGCACAAGCUCACACACUCUAAGUUGAAGCCAUAUGUUUGUACAGAGUGUCAAAAGCGCUACAGUUCUAAGGAGAGUUAUCAGGCCCACAUACUCACGGUGCACGAUGGACAGCGACCUUACAAGUGCCAGCAUUGUGAAAAGAGCUAUGGUCUGAAACGUGACCUCAAAGAGCACCAAGUCGUACACACGGGUGAGAAACCGUUCGUGUGUGAUGUGUGCGGCAAGGCUUUUGCACGCCGGCCUUCUCUGCGAGCCCACAGGUGCGUCCAUGAGACCAAAAAUCUUGCCAGAUUGAAAUGCACAGAAUGCAACAAAGAACUCGCCAACCAUAACUCUCUUAGGGCCCACAUGCGUUUGCACACAGGCGAGCGGCCGUACGCAUGCCCGCACUGUGCCAAAUGCUUCCGGCAGCGUUCUAACCUGCAGGGGCAUCUACGCCUUCACACGGGCGAAAAGCCCUUUAGGUGCCCACAUUGUGAGCUCCGUUUCUCACAGGCACCAGAGCUGAAACGCCAUCUGAUUAUCCACACGGGUGAGGCAUACCUCUGCCCGGUUUGUGGUAAGGCGUUACGAGACCCACAUACACUGCGGGCACAUGAGCGUCUGCAUAAUGGCGACAGACCCUAUAAAUGCCAGGAUUGUGGAAAAGGGUAUACGAUGGCGACCAAGCUCCGCAGGCACAUGAAGUCACACCUGGAAGAAAAGCCGCACAAGUGUGAGAUUUGCGGAAGCAGGUAUACGUUGAUGCAAAGUCUACAGCGCCACCUGAGAGUACAUGCAGAUCAGACGGAGGCCGGGCACACAAUGCCAACUAGGGGGCGACCUCGAAAAUCAAACCAUAAAGAGGCGCAGAAAAAGGAGCAAACUCUGUUUUUUGUUCACACUCUGCAGGAUACCAGAAUGACACGUCACCCCGAAGAGGCCGAGGAAGGUUUGGAACAUUUGGAACUCAAUCCCAAUGUUAUAGAAAUUGUUAUGUCCACUGACGGCACCAAGUGCAUUCUGGUUCAAGGACAGGAUCCUAAUACCGAGUGUAUUCUUUUACAUCAGCAGGACGCUAAUCCAGUAGAGAACCAGGAUAAGAAUAUUAAAUAUGCUGCUGUGGAAGAGCAGCCUGAGAACAGUAACAUCGUCAUUGAUGAACUAAACUCGGUGGCAGAGACCAUUGAAAUAGAGACAGGAAUUGAUGACUGAAUAUGUUGAGCUUUCUUACUGGCUUGCAGGUACAUUUCAUUCUGAAAUGGCAGCAGUUGAGUUUAAGACGUUAGUAAAUAUUGACUCAUCUGUACACUGAACCUUGUGUCAUCACUGUUUGUGCCAGAUCUGAGCACAGUGUACAAAACAAAUCUCUGCUGGAAAAUGACUUUGUGGGGUGUUUUUCUUUCUUUCUUUUUUUAUUUGAAUUUUUUUUUUUUUUUAUCACGAUCGUGUAUUAAAAAGUUUCACCCGUCAUGUUUAGAAGAGGCUCUAGUGAGGCUGCAUAAAAAUCUCAACAUGUAUUUUGAAUCCUGAAUGUGAAUGUUUAAAAAUGUAUUUUAAAAAAAUCUA